GUUAAUGAUUAAGUAACAGAAGAACCUCUUCUAUGAAAGUCCAUUGUGAACAUAUUCGACAUCACGCGAGAGCAAAUCGCCGGGAUACGUACCAGAAAAUGCAAGUAAUCGGGUCGUCGCGUUAAGAAAAGCCAGUCGAUUCUAAGGACGAGUGCUUCUGAGACUUCCUAUGGUCUUUUGGCACGUUUGCAGCAGUUCGGAGCAUUAUCCUUAUAGGAACAUUAUCCUUAUUACCUAUGGAGGAUUAAUAUUAUUAAUAUCGGCAUUAUAUUGUACUGGUGUGCCUGGAUUGACAAAAUAUUUUUCUGCUAUAUCUUCGUCUUCCAUCUUGUACUUUUACCGUAAGAUGUCAUCCCGAGAUUAUGAUAGAAGAAGAGGCGCUAGCAGCAGCAAUUCAAGCAGGCUGCGAAUGGACACGAGUGUAUCACAAUCCAGACCACAUGGCGAGAGUUCUAGUAAGCGAAAAGAGAUAGAUAAUGUAAUGCGAAAAGCACGCGAGUCACAAUCAAGCUAUUGGAACAAGAAGCUAUUGGAAGCAGAGGAACGAGAUCCAAAUAGAUGGCGUCACAGUGGAUACAAGGAAUUAUAUGUUGGCAGCAGCAGUGAACCUAGCAGAGGACAUCCCAAGAGUCCGCGAAGUCCGAGAUCCCGUAGCCCUCAUAGUCCACGACCGCGCAGUCCUCGAACGAGAAGUCCACCGCGUGAACGUUCUUCCCGUGAACGCAAUAAAAAUAGACAGCCUGCUCGUAGCUCUAGCACGGGCAGUACAUGUUCUGACAGAUCAUGUUCCGUUUGUUCACCGAAAGAACGACGACGCGUUGCUCCAUUGUCUCGUUCGCGUUCGAGAUCAGUUAGUCCGAUACGAACUAGGACACAUCCUAAAGAGGUAAUCGCGUCCAGUUCACGGGCCUUACAGCCGCGUACAAGACCACGGUCACCGCCCUUGCCGCGACCACGUACACCACCACCGGCACCGCAACCGCCGCUGCGUCAUCAGAAGGAUUACAAAAACGUCAAAGAGAAAGAAACUAAGGUUCGCCGUAAAGAGAAACAUCAUAACAGAUUGCCGGAAGAUCCACGAGUACCAGAUCCUAUCUCAUUGAUACGUAAACCAGUAAAAGUAGAAAAAACACAUACGAGUCAUGGAGCAUCGCAAAUAAUACGGCCUCCACCAGAAUCUUCACCUAGCGACGAUAGCGAUAGUUCCUCGACUACGUCCCAUGUAGGACCACCAAAAAUGACAUUAUCUGAACGAUUUGGUAAAAUGGCACAGUGGAGUGUAGAUCGUAGGGACAUGGAAAAUAUGCGUAUCACGAAAGAUGGCGAGAAUGCGAUGAAGGUCGUUAUAGAAGGCGAGGAGAGAAUUGCGCGUUUAGGUUACGACUCGCCACCUCCCGGUCAUUAUCCUGAAUCACUUUUAGCACAAGGUCCAAGAGGUUUCGAAUGCUGGGAUGAUGUUCGCGUCCGAUAUGAUUAUUACAAAGCGAGGGGAUAUCUUCGUGAUCUCACUCUCGAUGAUUAUAUCAAAUGGGAAGAAUGGUGGUACAAGUAUCAAGAAUGGCUUGAAGCCGAACGUUUUUAUGAGCAGUGGGCCUCGUCAAAUCGUUCGUCUGGCGGUAGUCGCAAGAGACGAGGACGACGCAAUAAUGUUACUCACUAAGAUAUAAGUCUCUGUUAUGAUUUACACUCGAUUUAUUGACAAAAUAUGCAGUGAUAUCUGUAAGUUUAGAGUACACAAAAAAAAAAUAUAUAUGUAUGUAUAAGCUAUAUAUCGUAAUAAAAAGGAUGAUUGUGUAAAACAUCAUAUGGUUUGAAAAAUGUAGUUUACAAUUUUAAAGAUUGUGUAUUAUGUUUUAUUCAUACCUUCAAUAACUGUCUACUGCUAAA
Messenger RNA from Mycetomoellerius zeteki, 1887 nucleotides. RefSeq names its product serine/arginine repetitive matrix protein 1. The record is from RefSeq and is a predicted model, not a curated record. The transcript is spliced from 5 exons. Lineage: Eukaryota; Metazoa; Arthropoda; Insecta; Hymenoptera; Formicidae. The coding region runs from base 170 to 1660 and encodes 496 amino acids.